GAGAAUGUAACAGCCCCGCACCACAAAAUGGAGGAAAGGAAUGCGAGGGUCCAAACAAGGAAAGUCAAGCCUGUAACACCCAGGAAUGUACAGUUGAUGGAGACUGGUCAGAAUGGAGUGAUUGGAGCGAUCCUAGUAGGACAUGUGGAGGAGCCAUGCGGUACAGAACAAGAACGUGUUCAAAUCCUGCUCCGCUAAACGGAGGGAAAAUUUGUGAAGGAAUUGCAAGAGAAACAAAACAAUACAACACAGCUCCUUGUCCAGCCAAGGUUGGUCUUCGUCCAGUUACGAGGACUGUUCUCGAAAACAUUGGAAGCUUCCAAGUUUUGGUUUUCAGAUCUGGAAAUUCCAUUGGAACCAAUAAAGUUUUAGUUUCAACUAUUCCUGGAUCAGCAUUACCAUCCAAAGAUUACAUCCAUGUCCCAGAAACAGAGGUUAUCUUUAAACCGGGCGAGGCCACCAAAAAGGUUACCAUCACCAUCAUAGAUGACAAGAUCCUAGAGGGCCUUGAGGUAUUUUUAGUUCAUUUGAGAAGCAACGAUCCUGGUGUAACAGAAGUCAGUCCAGCUUCGUCCAAAAUAACUAUCAUUGACGAUGAUGUGCAAAUUGGUUUAAAGCAAACAAAAUACAGCGUUCGUGAGAGUGAUGGAUGUGUCGUCCUGAACGUCUUUAGAACUGGUUACCUGAAGAAUACCAACACUGCCAUCCUGAACACUUGUGACCAAACAGCCAUGGCUCCAGCAGACUACCAUCCAUUAAAAGACGUCGUUGUUACCUUUGCUUCAUCCGAAAUGCACAAGGAAGUUAAGAUCAAGAUUGUAGACGAUAAGAUCCUCGAAAAGAUCGAAACAUUCUUUGCCAAAUUGACUACGAAAGAUCACAAGGUUUCUGUCGUUAGUCCUGCAAAGGCUUUGAUACAUAUCGUGGAUAACGAUGUCAAAGUUGGAUUCCGUCCAGCAACUUACAAUGUCAUCGAAAGUAGCACAUACGUCCCAGUCAAGGUCUACAGAGUUGGUAACAUCAAUAGUGCCACUAAAGUUAUAUUGAAUACCAAUGAUGGAACAACCAAGGCCAAUAGCGACUACGGUCCUCUUGUAAACUUCCCGGUGAUAUUCGCAGCCGGGCAGACAAUGAAGAGUAUCAGGGUACAAAUCAUCAACAACAGAGUGGUGGAAAGUGUGGAAAGCUUCACUAUUAUGAUGACGAGCAGUGAUAGAGAUGUUACGAUGAUCACGCCAAAUGUUGCUAGUGUUAAGAUUGUUGAUGACGAUGCAAUAAUUGGCUUCGAAAAGACGAAAUACAGUGUUGCUGAAACCGCUCGAGCAGUAAAGGUUGUACUCAAGCGAACUGGGGCCACACAAUUUCAACAUUCAGCUAUACUGUUUAGUCGCGAUGGAACAGCUUCCUCCCCACGAGAUUACCAAGGAAUCAGAUCAACCGUCAUCACAUUUGCUGCCAACGAAUUAAACAAAGAAGUCUUCGUUAGAAUCAAUGACGACAACCUCGAAGAAGGACUGGAAAACUUCAGACUCAUUCUCACAACGAGAGAUCCCAGAGUUAUUGUGAGACCUAGGGUUGCAUCUAUCGACAUUAUUGACAACGAUGUUAAUGGCAGAUGGUCAGAUUGGUCUGACUGGAGCGCGUGCGGCAAGACAUGUGGACUUUCAACGCAGAGCAGGAUCAGAGACUGUACCCCACCACUGGGUGGUGGACACCCUUGCGUUGGACCAGCAAAACAAGUUAGACGAUGUUUCAUCAGACGAUUUUGCCCAGUGAACGGUGGCUUCAGCAACUGGAGUCGUUGGAGUAGAUGUUCUAGGUCAUGUGGACGUGGAAGUUCCUCAAGGGUUCGUGCUUGCAACAACCCUAUUCCACGAUUUGGUGGUGCUCCGUGUAGAGGAGCAACAAGACAAUUCAAAACCUGCAAUGAGCAAUGUUGUCCAGUUAAUGGAAUGUGGGGAAGCUGGGGUUCAUGGUCCUCCUGUAGUAUCUCGUGUAGAGAAAGUGCUUUCUCCUAUGGUAUCAGAGUACGAAGAAGGUUGUGUAACAACCCUGCACCUUCUUGCAACGGAAGGUUCUGCUUCGGUGGCUCAGCUGCGGCAAGACAAGUUGUGAGGUGUUUUCCAAACUCACCGUGUUUUGGAUCAGAAAGUGAACCUGCAACGCGCCCACCAAAUCAAUACGGAGUCGAAAGCCAGUCUGUGACUAAGCCACCAAAUCAAUACGGAGUCGAAAGCCAGUCUGUGACUAAGCCAGCAAAUCAAUACGGUGGAGAGAGUCAGCCUGCAACACAAGCACCUCCUUCCUACGGUGGAGAGAGUCAGCCAGCAACUCAAGCCCCACAUCCUUACGGAGGAGAGAGUCAGCCAGCAACUCAAGCCCCACAUCCUUACGGGGGGGAGAGCCAACCAGCAGCUCAAGGACCACAUCCAUAUGGAGGAGAGAGUCAACCUGCAACUCAAGCACCACAUCCAUACGGCAGCAACCCCUAUUGAUCAGCUUAGAAUGAAAGUCUAGAGGACUAAAAUAGAAAUAAUUAAGACACCUUAAGUACUUUUUUGCGAUUAAACUGCUCAGUUCAACUACCAACUGCACACAUUAAUGGAUAACUAAGUUAAACUAAAUCAACUAAAAAAAAGUCGACAUUCUAUUUGUGAAAAAAGACAUUUAAAUUGUGAAACAAUAAAUAGAUAUUCCCUGCA
This is a messenger RNA of Actinia tenebrosa (Australian red waratah sea anemone), 2702 nucleotides long. RefSeq names its product SCO-spondin. Lineage: Eukaryota; Metazoa; Cnidaria; Anthozoa; Actiniaria; Actiniidae. Gene Ontology annotation, molecular function: zinc ion binding; metalloendopeptidase activity. The record is from RefSeq and is a predicted model, not a curated record. Gene Ontology annotation, cellular component: membrane. Gene Ontology annotation, biological process: cell communication; proteolysis.